AUGCUGGUCAACAAAUGCAAGAGAAAUGUGUGGCCAGGUAUUUAUGGUCAAGGGACUAUCCCUGAAGGCGGUGGAUUCAAAUUGUCGCCACAUGGAGAGAAGAAUAUUACGGUCCCAUUCUCUUGGGUGGCUGGAAGAGUGUGGCCAAGGACUGGAUGCAAAGGAGAAGGGGAACAGUUCUUCUGCGAUGUGGGGGCUUGUGGAACCAGUUUUCAAUGUAAUGGGAAGACUGGGGAAGUUCCCGUGAGCUUGGCGGAAAUUACGUUGGCUAAGGAUUCGAAUGAUCAGGAUUAGUAAGUUCUCUACUGAAUCUCUAUUAAAAGCCGAGUAAUUUCCUUACGCACGUUGCUUCGCGAAGUUUUAUAUAAGACCUGUGCGUUAGUAAUUCGAGGGGCCCUUGGAAAAAUUUUUUGCAAAUCCUGACUCGGAGCCUCCCAGUCAAGAAUCAUGGGAUUCUUGACUGUUGAAAAAAAUCGACCCAGUCAAGAAUCCCAUGAUUCUUGACUGGGAGGCUCCGAGUCAGGAUUUGCAAAAAAUUUUGACAAGGGCCCCUCGAAUUACUAACGCACAGGUCUUAUAUGGUGCCCCCUUCAAUUUUCCUCACCGACGCCAUUUGCCAAUUAUUCUCGCAGCCAAACUGCCCUUACUUUUAGCUACGACAUUUCCUUUGUGGACGGCUCCAGUAUCCCCAUGUCAAUGGAGCCGCUUCCGGGCACUUUCGACAAACGUGACCCCAACAACAAAUAUGAAUGCACCAAAGCUGGUGAAUGCAGCGACGACCUGAAGAACGUCGUUCCGGAGAUUAUGAAGUUCAAGAAAAAUGGGGUUACUCUGGGCACAUAUUCCGCUUGCUCGGCCACAAAAAACGACCAGCUUUGUUGUGCCGGACAAUAUAAUGUCCCGGAGAAAUGCCGAGGAGAAGACUUUCCUCCGGAGUAUUAUAAAAACUUGAAGGCCGUUUGUCCAACUUCAUACAUGUACGCAUACGACGACAAGACAUCCACAUUUACUUGCCGCGGGAAGGGAAGGCUGUCGCCUGAUUAUAAGAUCACAUUUUGCACUGAAGAUGGCAAGGGAUUGGAUUGUAAAAAGUCAAAGAAGAAGAGAAAACGAUAA
Messenger RNA from Bursaphelenchus xylophilus (pine wood nematode), 1116 nucleotides. NCBI's taxonomy places the organism in Eukaryota, Metazoa, Nematoda, Chromadorea, Rhabditida, Aphelenchoididae. The record is from the annotation of a GenBank genome assembly.